GAAUUCUGACAGCCUGAAACUUACAUAGGAGCGGCUACAUAGCAUCACUCCGUCCGCAGUUCUUGCUUAGUGGUCUUUGUUUCUCACCAUGUCGGCGAAAGAGCUAGAUGGACGAAUUCUCAAGAGAGCAAACCCAAAGACAAUACAGGACAAAUUUCUAGUCGGAUAUCAGGGAUGGUGUGUUCAAUUAUCACUUAGAUGCAAGCCCGUGGGCCAUACAUGAGUGCCUCCGUAGUGGUCUAAAGUCGCGGACGCAUGAUGAGUGUCGCAUAUAGUGAGCCGCAUACUCAACACUGCUUUUACAGGUUCACCUGCAAUGGAGAUGGCGAGCCAAUAGACCCUAACCACCAUGGAUGGCUGCACUGGUUUGAUAAACCCAUCCCGGACGGCGGACGCCCCAAUACCGACCUAUGGCCAGAUGUAUCCGAAUACUCCCCAUCCGAGCUAUUCCCCGCCCCAGGUCUCAAAAAUGCAGACGGAGAACAGAUGCGCCAUUUCCACUGGAUGGCGUUGCACGGCCAAUGUGACAUGGAGGCGGGCUCUGGACCAAUCAGGAAAAUCAGAGAUGAAGUGGGAGAUCGUGUUAGAGAGGCUGCUGAAGCAGAGGGAAGGGUCUUUGCCAUCAUGUAUGAUAUCCAGCGGGUGCUCGAGCAAGAUUGGAUGCAUCUCAUGCGUGAUCAAUGCAUUCUAGACAGCCCCAAUUACCUUCGGGAGAAAGGCAAACCGGUCAUCGCUCUAUGGGGUUUUGGGUUCAACGACAGAAACCACUCUCCAGAGGUCGUCCGAUCUAUUACUAAUUUCUUUCGUUCCUCCACACCAGGCGGUGCUUAUCUUAUGGCAGGUGUACCUGGACACUGGCGCACAUCAACAUCUGAUAGUGACCGAAACCCCGAGUUCCUGAGGGUCUGGACAGAAGAAUUUGAUGCUUUGAGUCCUUGGACUAUUGGGCGUUACGGGAAUGAAGAAGAUGCGGAACGUUGGGGGAAUGAGAAAGUUAAACCGGACUUCGAUUUUUUGAAGAAGAGAGGAGACGAAGGGGGGAAAAGAGUAGAUUACAUACCUGUGGUGCUUCCUGGAGGCAGUGGCUAUAAUCUCUCUCGCGGACAAUGGGGACUUAAUGACAUAAAGCGUAACGGGGGUCACUUUCUCUGGAAACAAAUAUAUGCUGCACGACACGCAGGGGUGCGCAUCAUUUACGGGGCUAUGUGGGACGAAUAUGACGAAGGCACGGCAUUUAUACCUGUCGUCUCUUCUUCUAAGGAACUCCCGGUUCAUCCACAGUUCAACUUUCUAGCACUCGACGCCGAUGGCCACUCGCUUCCGUCAGACUGGUAUAUGCGCAUAGCUGGGUUCGCUGCUGAAUCAUUACGCGGUGAGCGUAUGUUACACGAGACAUUUCCCGUCAAGGAGCUACAGGACUACUGGGCGACUCGCCCCAGGUAUGAGGACAAGACAACUCAAGAGGAAGAGGCCGAGCAAUGGAAUCAAGCUCAAAGAGCAUACCGUGACUGGGCUGCAAAAGAGGGAGGUGCAGCGGUAGAUGAGGUUCCUCCGCCACCAUAUAGACUGGAAGAUGAGCCACACACAGAGAGUCCUCAGGCAGCCAUCGGACCGCUUCCUCUAGCCAGCGGUGCAUUGAAUACCAGGCCAGUUCCGCCUGAAGCCACCAAACCCACUCUCAGCCAUUCAUCCGGUGCCUCAGUCUCCUUUGGGUCACCACCACCUCUUCCAGCCAGGAGUUCAUCACUGACCGCGAGUACGUUAUCGGGGAGCAGCCCACCUCCUGCCGUUAACAUGAGCUCUCGCCCUGCGCCCCCUUUGAUGCCAACAAGACCAGUGUAUCCCCCCGACAAGAUGGAGGUGGUCAUGCGCCCCCAGCAGCGACCAAGCUCCUCGCAUUCCCCUUUCAGGCCAUCGUCUCGGGUUUCUUCUCCUCUCCCCGCGCCUGCAUCCCCUACUGUGGGCCAUCUAGCCGACGAUCUCGCUCGACAGAAAUUAUCAUACCCUCAGGCAGGACCGCAGCAGUCCUAUACGUCAGGAAUUUCCUCUAUAUCUUCUUCUUCAGUAAUGCAAAUGCCUUCCGUGGAAGCGAGCCUAAGGCGUCGUAGCACCUCACCCGCACCUAUCGUUUCUCCGCGCCCGCCAGUUUCGCCAGUACCUAUUGCAUCAUGGUCCCAGUAUCCUAGUCAACAACAACUUCAUCAUUCUCCGUACAAUGCUCCGUCUUAUCCCCCUGUGCCACCCCUCGGUUCCCGCCCCUCACCCACACCCCAGGGGAAGCCUUCCACUAUAGGCGGACCAGUAUACGAUCGGUAUGAUGCCAACGUGCACCCGCACGAUCCUGCCUCUUUCCCCCGCGUAGAACAAUAUUAUCCGACAGACGGACCUUACAUGGCAAUGGACAAGCCAGCACAUUCCUACCCCGCCUACUCCGCACCAAACCCACUUGCGCAAGACUACUACCAACACCAAAUUCCGCCCGGACAACCUCAGCCUGGUGGUUCGCACUCUCCCCGACCCUACCCUCCGCCUGAAUGGGGGAUCCCAGGGUCGCCUCCGCCCACAGCGCACCGUCCUCCCACGCAUCCGCAGUCUCAGAGCUAUUACGCCCCGAACCAGUCGGCACCGACGUGGACAGGCAAUGGUGGAGGGGGUGGGUUCGGUCUCGCGGGGCGUGCACUAGACACGGUCGAAGGCCUCGCGGGGAGGGAUGCGAGGAGACAGCUGGAGACUCUUGCGCAGAGUGAGUUUGCUCCUGAUCACCAUUAUGCGGGUCGAAACUUACUGAACAAGUUCAAAUGAUGUUGGAUCUCUUAGGAACUCAGCAGAAAUGCUGCUACUCACUUCCUGACUUUGUAUUUUUUAUGGAUAUUUCUGAUUGUAAGUACAUGAAUAAUGAUUGUUGUACUGUGGUACGCGUAUUCGAUAGCAAUGAUAUUACUUAGUACUUACUCCAUUGAAUGAGAGACGAUUAUGGUGUUGUGCGUCACA
Suillus paluster is the source of this 2991-nucleotide messenger RNA. RefSeq lists its product as uncharacterized. NCBI's taxonomy places the organism in Eukaryota, Fungi, Basidiomycota, Agaricomycetes, Boletales, Suillaceae. The record is from RefSeq and is a predicted model, not a curated record. The transcript is spliced from 11 exons. Bases 256 to 2802 code for a protein of 848 amino acids.